AUGUCUGGAGCCAACAGCUCCAGCCUGACCCCAGAAUUCUUUAUCCUGAAUGGUAUUUCUGGACUUGAAGCCGCACAUGUCUGGAUCUCUCUGCCAUUCUGUUUCAUGUACAUGAUUGCUGCCGUGGGGAACUGUGGGCUUAUCUACCUCAUUGGCCAUGAGGAAGCUCUGCACCGACCCAUGUACUACUUUCUAACCCUGCUCUCCUUCACUGAUAUAACUUUAUGUACCACCACUGUGCCCAAUAUGCUGUGUAUAUUCUGGUUCAACCUCAAGAAGAUUGGAUUUAAGGCUUGCCUGGCCCAGAUGUUCUUUGUGCACUCCUUGACAGCUACAGAGUCUGGCAUGCUAAUGCUCAUGGCCCUGGAUCGCUAUGUGGCCAUUCUGACCAACCCUGUGAUUGCCAAAGCUAGUCUUGCUACUUUCUUGAGGAGUGUGGCAUUCAUCCUCCCUUUCACUUUCCUUACCAAGCGCCUGCCCUAUUGCCGAGGCAACCUCAUCCCCCAUGCCUAUUGUGACCACAUGUCUGUGGCCAAGGUAUCCUGUGGCAAUGUCAAGGUCAAUGCAGUCUACGGUCUAUUAGUUGCGCUUGUGGUUUGUGCAUUUGACAUAUUCUGUAUCACUGGGUCAUACACAAUGAUACUGAGAGCAGUAAUGAACCUGUCCUCUGCUGAUGCUCGUCACAGAGCCUUCAGCACCUGUACAUCUCACAUCUGUGCUAUUGUGAUCACUUAUGUACCUGCUUUUUUUAACUUCUUCACUCAUCGUUUUGGAGGACACACUAUUCCCCACCACAUCCACAUCAUAGUGGCCAACCUCUACCUGCUACUGCCUGCUACCAUGAACCCAAUUGUUUAUGGAGUCAAGACCAAGCAGAAUAGGGAAAGUGUAAUUAAGUUUUUUACUGGAGACAAGAGUGGCAUUACUGAAAUAAAAGGAUUAAAAAACUAG
This is a messenger RNA of Acomys russatus (golden spiny mouse), 951 nucleotides long. RefSeq names its product olfactory receptor 52N2-like. Gene Ontology annotation, biological process: G protein-coupled receptor signaling pathway. NCBI's taxonomy places the organism in Eukaryota, Metazoa, Chordata, Mammalia, Rodentia, Muridae. The record is from RefSeq and is a predicted model, not a curated record. Gene Ontology annotation, molecular function: G protein-coupled receptor activity; olfactory receptor activity. Gene Ontology annotation, cellular component: membrane.